GAGGGAUGAGGGCCUCGUUUUAUCAAAUAGAAAAAUCAGCUGUUGGACAAUCAUAAAGGCUCGCAGGAAAGUCUUUAAUCAAAAACAACAGAAAAGGAAAAAACAAGCAACAAAAGUGUCAUUUUUGCAUCCGAGCAACAUGGAGUACACAUUCAGAGCAGUAACUCACACCCCUGGGAUUAUAAUCUGGAGAAUUGAGAAAAUGGAGCUGGUACAAGUCCCAGAGAAAUCUUAUGGAAACUUUUAUGAGGGUGACUGCUACAUACUUCUGUCUACUCAGAAGGUGAGCAGCUCUCUGUGUUAUGAUAUCCACUACUGGAUCGGCUCACAGUCCACUCAGGAUGAACAGGGUGCAGCCGCUGUUUACACCAUCCAGCUCGAUGAGUUCUUGGGUGGCACUCCGGUCCAGCACCGCGAGGUCCAGAACCACGAGUCCGAUGCCUUUAGGGGCUACUUCAAACACGGAAUAAUCUUUAAGAAAGGUGGAGUUGCAACAGGUAUGAGGCACGUUGAGACCAACACAUAUGAUGUGAAGAGACUGCUUCACGUCAAAGGGAAGAAAAGGGUGAUUGCAAAGGAGGUGGAGAUGAGCUGGAAGAGCUUCAACCUCGGAGAUGUGUUUUUGUUGGACAUUGGCAAGACCAUUGUUCAGUGGAACGGACCCAAGAGUAACAAACAGGAAAAGCUUAAAGGCAUGUUGUUAGCCAAAGACAUCCGAGACAGAGAGAGAGGAGGUCGGGCAGAGAUUAGAGUGAUCGAGGGUGAAGCAGAGAGCAAUUCUCCUCAGAACAUGGAGAUCCUGAAUGGUGCUCUUGGAGAAAGGACCUCCAAGCUGAUGGAUGGACCUCCAGAUGAAACUGCUGACCAGGAACAAAAGUCAAAACUCACCCUCUACCAUGUGUCAGAUGCAGAUGGUCAGAUGAAGGUCACAGAAGUCGCUACCAGACCACUGACUCAGGAUCUCCUCAAUCAUGAUGACUGCUACUUCCUGGAUCAGGGAGGGACGAAGAUCUUUGUGUGGAAGGGGAAGAAAGCGAACAAAGCUGAAAGACAGGCUGCUAUGGGCAGAGCUUUGGAGUUCAUCAAAGCUAAAAACUACCCAAUCACUACAAAUGUGGAGACGGUAAACGACGGGGCAGAGUCAGCUCUCUUCAAGCAGCUGUUCCAGAGCUGGACUGUGAAGGACCAGACUCAAGGUCUGGGCAAAGUGCAUACAAGAGGGAAAGUGGCUCACAUCACACAAGAAAAAUUUGAUGCCUCUCUGAUGCACGUGAUGCCAGAGGUCGCUGCACAGGAGCGAAUGGUGGACAAUGGCACAGGUCAAGUGGAGGUGUGGAGAAUUGAGAAUCUGGAGCUUGCCCCUGUGGACCCUGAAUGGUACGGAUACUUCUAUGGAGGAGACUGCUACCUUAUCCUCUACACCUACUUGGUCAACAACAAGAAGUGUUACCUGCUCUAUAUAUGGCAGGGGCGACAUGUGUCACAGGAUGAACUGGCAGCCUCAGCAUUUCAGGCUGUGGACUUGGAUCAGAAGUAUGGUGGUGAGCCAGUUCAAAUGAGAAUAACAAUGGGCAAAGAACCAAGACACUUUAUGGCGAUUUUCAAGGGUAAAAUGGUCAUCUUUGAGGGGGGCACGUCUAGAAAAGGGUCUUCUGAUCCAGAACCACCGAUAAGGUUGUUCCAGGUCCACGGUUAUGACCCAUCCAACACAAAAGCCAUUGAGGUUCCAGCGCUGGCCACCUCUCUCAACUCCAAUGAUGUGUUUUUACUAAGAAGCCAAUCAGGAAUGUAUCUGUGGUGUGGAAAGGGAUCGAGUGGAGAUGAGAGAGCCAUGGCAAAGGAGGUGAGCUCUGUGAUUGCCCAGAACUCCCAGAGAGGCUCUGAGGAGAUUGUGGCGGAGGGUCAGGAGCCCAUUGAAUUCUGGGAGUUGCUUGGAGGGAAAGCUCCCUACGCCAGUGACAAGAGAUUACAGCAGAUGGUUUCAGACCACCAGCCACGCCUGUUUGAAUGCUCAAAUAAGACGGGCCGCUUCAUCGUGACCGAGGUGACUCAGUUCACGCAGAACGACCUCUAUGAGGAUGAUGUCAUGCUGCUGGACACAUGGGACCAGCUGUUUCUCUGGAUCGGUAAAGAUGCCAAUGAGGUAGAGCGUAAAGAAGUGGUGGUCACGAGCCAAGAGUACCUGCGCACCCACCCGGGGAUCAGAGACCCGGACACCCCCAUCGCCAUGAUCAAGCAAGGAUUCGAGCCACCCACCUUCACUGGGUGGUUCACAGCCUGGGACCCCUCCAAAUGGAGCGGAGGAAAGAGCUACGAGGACUUGAAGAAGGAGUUGGGAGAUGAAGUGUCCCCUGUUAAUGUUCCAACUGAGCCGAACUGUGUUGAAAGUGAGAAAAGCUUUCAGUGUUUUCCACCCAACGCUUUGGUCAACAAGCUUGCCAGCGAACUGCCUGAAGGUGUUGACCCAACAAAUAAAGAGAAACACCUCUCUGACUCUGACUUCAACGCCGUGUUUGGAAUCACUAAAGACAACUUUGCGAGUCUGCCGCGGUGGAAACAACUGAGCAUGAAGAAAGAAAAGGGGAUGUUUUGAUUAUAUAUUUUCUGUACUUUGUACACUUGUACUGUUAAUAGACAACAGGAGGUCUCUCUUUAUCUCUCUACAAUUACUGACUUUCCACUUUGGCUCAAUCUCCUUAUUGAAGACGGGACUAAUGUUUGUGUCUUCUCCUUAUUGUGAGUCAUACUGUUGUUUCUAACCCCUGUAAUACAAGUCUUGAAUACUUUAUUAUUUUUUAACCUGUGCUAUCUCUUUAUAUUUGACACCAUUUGAUGAAGAGGUCUUGGGGUAAUAUUAUGUGUACUGUCAGUAUGAGACAUUAUAAACUGUA
Morone saxatilis (striped sea-bass) is the source of this 2891-nucleotide messenger RNA. RefSeq names its product advillin (gene avil). Bases 140 to 2593 code for a protein of 817 amino acids. The transcript has 20 exons. Gene Ontology annotation, cellular component: actin cytoskeleton; cytoplasm. Lineage: Eukaryota; Metazoa; Chordata; Actinopteri; Moronidae. Gene Ontology annotation, molecular function: actin filament binding; phosphatidylinositol-4,5-bisphosphate binding. The record is from RefSeq and is a predicted model, not a curated record. Gene Ontology annotation, biological process: barbed-end actin filament capping; cytoskeleton organization; actin polymerization or depolymerization.